Messenger RNA from Raphanus sativus (radish), 1157 nucleotides. RefSeq lists its product as uncharacterized. The transcript is spliced from 5 exons. The record is from RefSeq and is a predicted model, not a curated record. The coding region runs from base 63 to 953 and encodes 296 amino acids. Gene Ontology annotation, molecular function: microtubule binding. Lineage: Eukaryota; Viridiplantae; Streptophyta; Magnoliopsida; Brassicales; Brassicaceae. Gene Ontology annotation, cellular component: cytoplasmic microtubule. Gene Ontology annotation, biological process: microtubule cytoskeleton organization.
AUUCCCCACAUUACAAUAUUCAAAAUCACAAUCUCUCUCUCUAUCUCAAAACUUCCAAAUCAAUGGCGCUGAGAAACAUUGAAAACGCUCUUCCGAUCUCGCAGGAACGACCUAAGAAGCUUCCGAAACUCUCAAAGAACCCAGAGAUUGGUGGUCCGAAUGACGAAAACACCCUCGUACCUCCUCCCACUGAAUCAACCAUCGACUACAUCGCUUCUGAAAAUCUCAAACCGUUUCCAGAUCCAGAAUCCUCUGUUCAGAGGUUACUUGAAGAAUUAGCAUCAAAGGAUUGGAUCAAAGUUUGUGAAUCACUCAACGACACGAGGAGAUUCGCAGUUUAUCACUCUUCUCUGUUGCUACCAAUUCUAGAAAAGCUUAUGGUUGUGAUGGUGAAAGCGAUGAAGAACCCUAGAAGCGCCUUGUGCAAGACUUCGAUUAUGGCUUGUUCUGAUAUCUUCAAAGCAUUUGGAGAAAAGUUAACUCUUUUGAAAACGAUGGACGAUCUGUUAUUACAGCUGCUAAUGAAAGCUUCACAAGACAAGAAGUUUGUUUGUGAAGAGGCAGACAAAGCGCUGACCACGAUGGUUAAUUCGGUGGCUCCUUUGCUUCUUCUGCGUAAGCUCAAAGCUUACGUCCGACACAGUAAUCCUCGUGUUAGGGCCAAAGCCGCUGUGUCUACUUCCAACUGUGUUUCUAAAAUGGAGGUAAAUGAAAUGGAGGAGUUCGGGAUGGUUGUGAUUGUGCAAAUGGCUGCGGAUUUGUUGAAUGAUAAGUUACCAGAGGCAAGGGAGGCUGCGAGGAGUAUGGUGAACUCUGUUUACGAGAAAUUCACAUGGAAUGAAGAAGAAGAAGGUGAAGAAGGAAACAAACAAGAAGCUUGGCAGAGGUUUUGUGAGAAGAAUCUAACAGGGCUCAAUGCACAAGCCAUGAUCAAGAUCGUCUCAUCUCAAUAACGUUUCUGAUGAAGAAACACCUUGUCUCUUAUGUAACGUACGUAUAUUCACAUGAUUGUAAUAACAAUCUUUCAGUUUCUUCUAUUCAUUCACAAUGGAUCCAAUGAGACAGUAUGUUCUCUUAUUUUGUGAAUUGCUUUAUCUUGUGAAGGGUUUUAUUCUUCUGUCCUCAGCUUCAAAAGUUUUGAACAACUGGUUUAACCU